AUGGAACGCUGCGUAUUUUGUGGGUGGACGCGGAAGAACGCGUACGCUUCCGUGCGAUUUUUCGGGGUACCGAAGGAGCCGGGGCUGAAACGAGUGCAGUGGCUGUACGCCAUCGGGAAUCGAGAAGCGAGCGGAAAGCACGACCGUGUGUGUUCGGUGCAUUUCCGUAGUGGGAAACCGAGCAGCGACCCCAGUCACGAGGACUUUGCACCACAUCUCUAUCUCAACAAGGAGGCACCGCCCGAGUUCAUCCACUACCUGGAGAAGUUGGCCGAGGUCAGCGACCCGGCGCUGCAGAAGAAGCCCGUCCAGUAUAAGGCGUCGGUCUCGGUGAACGACCCGAAGAAGCUCGAGUACAACAAGGUCACCCGCCCAAGCAUCUUGCAGAAGCGCAAAAUACAGCACGAAGAGCCCUCCUCCGCAGCGCCGCAGAUUGACGUCGACGAAAAUGGAGGAGAGGAAGAAGAUCAGCAACCGGAAGCGGCCCUCCCCUACCACAUAGCCCCCGUGAAUAUUGAUGGCGAGGCGAGGCCGAUGCGGCUGUAUCCCAUGCAAAAGGACUGGCUGAAGCAGACGGGCGCCGUGCCGGGGAUGAAGAUCAUCUACCGCCUGUCCCACCCCGAGAAAAAGGCCCCCCGUAAACAGGAAUUCCCCGGAACGCGCAAAAGGGAAAUGGUCCGCAUCCGGAUGGAGGACGAGCAUGGGAACAUCAUCGAGGAGCGGUACGUCAGUGAGAGUGACGCGCGCCGAAUGCACGAGCAGAUGGAGAUGCAUCAGCUCGACGACGCCGAGCAGUCGAUCGACGUGGCCGAGGAGGUCGUCGAGACCGAGAAU
Mesorhabditis spiculigera is the source of this 834-nucleotide messenger RNA. NCBI's taxonomy places the organism in Eukaryota, Metazoa, Nematoda, Chromadorea, Rhabditida, Rhabditidae. The record is from the annotation of a GenBank genome assembly.